This is a messenger RNA of Carassius gibelio (silver crucian carp), 3348 nucleotides long. Its product is annotated as coagulation factor XIII A chain-like. The transcript has 15 exons. NCBI's taxonomy places the organism in Eukaryota, Metazoa, Chordata, Actinopteri, Cypriniformes, Cyprinidae. The record is from RefSeq and is a predicted model, not a curated record. Gene Ontology annotation, molecular function: protein-glutamine gamma-glutamyltransferase activity. Gene Ontology annotation, biological process: peptide cross-linking; blood coagulation, fibrin clot formation. The coding region runs from base 148 to 2322 and encodes 724 amino acids.
GGAGGUGUUUGUCUCCAGUGGAAGAGGAAGUCCUGAGCGUAUAUUAAUCAGCAUGAGGCUCUUCAUUAACACAUCUGCCUGGAGCUUCUCAGCAGACCAUCUACUCUUCUACAGACACCGUCAACGUCAAGACAUUUUGUGCACAUCAUGUCAUUUAAUAAUGUCAUCGGCCGUAUUUCCCUUGCCAACUCCAACUCACAGGAGUCUAACAUACUUGAUGAGUUUUCGGAUGCUUGGAAGCCAAGGGGACCCCUAGAUGGAGCUGCAGGUCUGAACGUGGUGAGCUUUGACAUGUGUGUGGAGGACAACAGAAAAAAACAUUACACAGACAAGUACAAGAAUUCCAGUCUCAUUGUGCGCAGGAAUAAAGAGUUCAACAUCAUCAUCAAUCUAAACCGGGACUUCAAUGCAGAGCAGGAUAUGGUGCAGCUGGAGUUCAUGAUUGGCAGUUCACCUAAUGCAAAAAAGAGCACCUACAUCAAUGUGUCUAUUGGAAAAAUGAAACAAAACGGGCGAUGGAAGUGUCGUGUGGUGGAAACAAAAGCCAAUGCAGUGACAGUGGGCAUAACACCUGACGCCAGCUGCAUCAUUGGCCGAUUCCGCAUCUUUAUAGCAGUAAUCACUGAUUUGGGAAAACAGCGCACUCCGAGGAACCCCAACACUGAUUUCUAUGUGCUGUUCAAUCCUUGGGACACUGAGGAUCAAGUGUACAUGGACAACGAGGAGGACAGACAGGAGUAUGUGAUGAAUGAUGUGGGGACCAUCUUCAAUGGAGAUUACAAAGACAUAACCUCCCGCUCAUGGAACUUUGGGCAGUUUGAAGAGGGGAUUCUGGAUGCCUGCCUAUUGAUAAUGGAUAAUGGGAAAGUACCACUAAUGUACCGUGGAAAUGUCAUUGAAGUAGUUCGGCAAGGAUCAGCUCUGUUGAACGCCCAAGACGAUAAAGGUGUCCUGGUUGGCAACUGGAGUGGUGACUACUCCGACGGUACAGCACCCACUGCCUGGACCGGAAGCCCUGAAAUCAUGCUCAAAUAUGUCAAUGAAGGUUAUGAGCCUGUGCGCUUUGCACAGUGCUGGGUGUUUUCCGGCGUGAUGAACACUUUUUCGCGUUGUCUCGGGAUCCCUGCACGGGUCAUCACCACUUACCACUCUGCUGUUGACAACACAGGCAACUUGAAGACAGACAUUGUGCUAAACAAGGAUGGGAAUUGGGACCAAAGCCGAACAAAAGAUUCGAUCUGGAAUUUCCACAUCUGGAAUGAGGUGUACAUGAAAAGGCCUGAUCUGCUUGAAAAGUUCUCUGGCUGGCAAGCGAUCGACUGCACCCCUCAGGAGACCAGUGAUGGUCUUUAUCGAUGUGGCCCAGCGUCUGUCAAUGCCAUCAAAGAGGGAGAGGUCAGCUAUCCAUUCGAUGCAAAGUUCGUCUUUGCAGAGAUAAACAGUGAUGUGAUAUACUAUAAGGCUGAUAUGUAUGGAAAUCUGAAGAUUAUCCGUGUAGACACUGUGUAUGUGGGAAAGCUCAUUUUGACUCAAAAGAAAGACAGCAGCGAUUAUGAGGACAUCACAACUAACUAUAAAUACCCAGAAGGAAGUCUCAAGGAGAGAGAAAUCAUGCAGUUUGCAGAGCAACAUGGUGCCCCUUCCAGGGAUUACUUGACGCCCCCAGAAUCAGGUGUGGACAUUGAGCUCCAGGCUGACGCCAUCAAAAUUGGUGAAAACCUCCAGCUGACUCUGAACAUUAAAAACCAGACCAAACAAACCUGUACCCUCAGCGCCGUCAUCACUGGCUGUGUGGUGUAUUACACGGGCAUCAGUAGCAAAACUUUUAUGUCUGAGGAAAAAUCUGCAACCGUGGAAGCCUCGACAACUGAGUCCCGGACAAUAGAUGUCACAGCUUCGGAGUACAUGCCCUACCUUGUGGAUAAGUCCAACCUGCUCUUCGUGGUGUAUGGGCAAGUUGAGGAAAGUGACACUUCCCUUUCCACGAUGAGAGUUGUCAGUCUUCUUCCUCCUGAACUUACAAUGAAGAUGACUGGAUCUCCCCAGAUUGGCAAGGAACUCGUGGUCAGUGUGGAAUUCCUGAAUCCCUAUAAUUUCACCAUGAAAGAUGUUCAGCUUCGUGUUGAUGGACCUGGUCUGAUACCGACCAAAUUGAAGAAAUACAGCCAGAUAUUACCUGGUGCUUCGGUGAUGUAUAGACUGUUGCUGAUCCCUCAGUCUCUGGGGAAGAAGGUGCUCAUGGCCUGUCUAGACUGUCCUCAACUGAGACAGGUCACCAAUAAGCUGGAAUUUGAAGUAGUGCAAGACCCAAAUACUGAAUAAAGAGUGACACUGUGAACAAGAUAGAGAAAAGACAGGGAAAGAGGAAUGGAAGAGAAAACAGUGUUUCAGUGAAAACAAAACUUUAUGACUUUCAUUUGUUCUGUGGAACACAACCAAUGUUUUGAAAAGCAGAAGAUACAUUUAUGCAGGUUUGGACAACAUGAGUAAGGAUAUGACAUGCCAAAAAAAAAAAAAAAAAAAAAAAAAAAUUGUUUGCACGAUUUACUAAUUCGUUCCCUCAUAUUUACUAAAACGUGCACACGAUUACCAUUCCCUCGAUUUUCUAUUGUUUUUGCUCGAUUUGCUAAAUUGUGCAUUUAAUAAUGACAUCAAUUGAAAUGCCUAGUUAUCUGUAACAUGUUUUGUUUGGUGAAAUGCUUUCUCUGGUUGGAAGGAAUCUUACCUAGCUUACUUUAUUAAUCACAAUGUAUUGUUGUUUAACUGUGCUCUAAUGCCAUGGACUAUGUUGUAUUAAUGCAUAUCAAGAAUAAAUGUUUGAAGCUUUUUGAUGGACAGAAUUAUUAUUUUUUUGGACACAAACACUCAUAUUCGCAUAUAAGAUAUAUACAAUAAUUUAUAAGACCUGUCAUCAUUUAGCAAACUCAUCUCAUGCCAUUCCAAGCCUGUUUGAUUUAAAAAAUAAAUAAAUUGCGAAACCGGCACACACACACAAAAAAAGUUUGUAUGGUUUUAAUGCUUAAUAGUUAAUAGAAUUUGUAGUGGAAACCAUGAGAAUUCUGUGGUCUGCUACUUUCUUUUGUUGUUUUAGGAUAUCUCUAUUUUCUAUUUGUACAUUUUCUUAAGUUGAUUCUGCUUAUGUAUGGCGUAUAUUGUUUUGUUAUCAUGCUGUAGGAUUGGGGGACUGGAGCUUGUCUUUUGCUUUUGUAUAUUUCUGUGUGUACUGUACAUGUUUUGUUUGGUUGUUAAAUUUAUGUUGUAAUUUGUGUUUAUAUGACCCCCUUGAAAAUGAGAUGUUACAUCUCAAAGGGCUAUGAUUUCAAUAAAUUUAAUUCUAUAGUUGCCCAA